CGGCGCGGAACGAGGCGGCACCGGACGGAGCGGGCGCGGAACCGGGGGGGGCCCGGCGGGGCCGCGGCCAUGGCCGAGCCCGGAGAAGCGCUGGGGCCGCUGAAAACCGAACCGCAGCCCCCGGAAAAGCGGCGGAGGACGAUCGAGGACUUCAAUAAGUUCUGCAGCUUCGUGCUGGCCUACGCCGGCUACAUCCCGGCGGCCGCCGAGGACCCCCCCUGGCCCUCAUCGGGCCCCAGCUCUCCCCGCCCGGCCGCGGGGGACGCGUGGGGCUCGGCCCCGGCCGCCCUGCGAACCAUCGAGACCUUCGUCCGCAAAGCCAAAUCCUCCAAGAAACGCGCCCUGGCCCCCCCGGAAUCCGCAAUUUUGGACAAAAUGCGCCUCAAAGACUCCCUGUUCGACCUCCCCCCUGCCCAGAACACGGCGGGGCCGCCCCCCCCUCAGAAGCGGCGGGAGCGGCGGAACCGCCGGGGGGCGGAGCCGGGAGCGCUCGGGGGCGGCGCCUCCCGCGGCGGCCGCGAGAAUUCGCGGAUCCGGGUGAAAAAGAGCAAAAAGCGGCGCUGGAAAAAGGGGGACAGGGGCGUGCUGGGCAGGGGCUCCCCCAGCGAGGAGACGGAUUCCGAGGAGGAGCCGCCGUCCCCGCCGCCGCCGCCGCCGCCGCCGCCGCCGCUGCCGCCCGAGGGCGGCAAACUGGGGGUGCUGGGGGGGCCCGGGGCGGUGCUGGCGGUGGGCAAGGAAGGCGGGAGCACCGAGACCAGCAGGGACGGCGACGGCAGCGACAGCGACGCGCGGGUCAUGGACGAGGACAUCAUGGUGGAGUCGGGUGACGAUUCGUGGGAUUUGAUCACCUGCUACUGCCAAAAACCUUUUGCUGGCCGGCCCAUGAUCGAGUGCAGCCAAUGUGGCACCUGGAUCCACCUGUCCUGCGCCAAGGUGAAGAAAAACAACGUCCCCGACGUCUUCUAUUGCCAAAAAUGCCGUGAGGGUCCUCGCAGGGCCACCCCCGCCACCCCCCGGGCCACGGGCGACUCCUAAACCCCCCAAAAAAUGGAAAUUUUGGGGCUCCCCAGCCAGGGUUUGUGCUCAAAAUCGGAAAUUUUGGGGUUGCCGCCUUCCCUGGAGGUGUGGGGUUGGAAGGUUUGGAGGUUCCUUCCCCUAAAAAUGAGAAGUUUGUUCCAACCCCAGUUGUCAAAAUUUGGAGUUUUGCGGGGUUGGAUGUCGCCCUGGAAUUGUGAGGUUCCCACAGAUUUUGUUGGAGAUUUUGGGGUUUGUGGCUCUCCCCUGGAAUUGUGAGGUUUGAGGGUUGGAAGGUGCCCCAAAAUUGGAGAUUUUGGGGGUUUGGAACCUCCCCUAACCCCCUCCCCAAAUUGUGAGGGUUUGUAAAAGCCCUGAAAUUGUGAGAUUUUGGGUCCAGCUCCCUCAAAAAUGGGGAGGUUUGGGGGGACUUUUACCCACUCCCCCAUAAGUUGUGGGGUUUUGGGGUUCUGGUUAAAAUUUGGGGGGGGUUUUGGGGUCCCUCAUCUGCAGGACAGGAGGGUUUUGGGGUCCCGUUUUGGGGUACAGGAUUUGGGGGGCUCUUACCCCAAAUCAUGAGUUGUUUUGGGUCUCCCACCCCCAAGAUGGGAAGAUUUUGGGGGGGGGGGAGUUCCCUCACCCCAAAUUAAGACUGGGGGAGCCCCCCUUAAAUAGGGGAGGUUUGGGGGGUCCCCUACCCCAAAUUAUGAGAUUUUGGGGUCCCCCACCCCCAGGAAAGGAGGGUUUGGGGGUCCUUCACCCCAGAGAAAAAGAUUUUGGGGAGUCCCCCUAAAAUAGGGGGAUUUUGGGGGUGUUCUUUGCCCCAAAUCAUGAGAAUUUGGGGUGUCCCACCCCCCAGAAAAGGAGAAUUUGGGGGCCCCACACCCCCAAGUAAGAUUUGGGGAAAACUCCCCUAGAAGAGGAGGUUUUGGGGUCCCCUACCCCAAAAUAAGAGCGUUUUGGGGUUCCCUGCCCCAUGUUAUGAGGUUUUGGGGUCCCAGUUAAAAUUUUGGGGACCCCACUAAGUUCAAGGGGUUUUGGGGUUUUUUAUCCCCCCCCAGGGCACGAAGUUUGGGGGUCCUGUACCCCAAUUCAUGAGGUUUUGGGGUGAUCUCAAGCCCUGAAUUGGGGAGGGGGAUUUGGGGGUCCCUCUCCCCAAACUCUGAGGUUUUGGAAACAAGUUUUUUCAUGUGUGUUAUUUUUCUAAACGUUCCCUGCACCCCCACUUUUUUGGGGGGGGCGUCCCCCAAGUUUCUGGGGGUGUUUCGAGCAUUUUUGCAGGGGGGCACCCCCAAAACAAGAAGGGUCUGUCCCAGUUUGGGGGGAGUUUAAGGGGGGGAUUUGGGGGAUUCCCCCCCUAAACCUCCCUCAGUUGGAAUUUGGGGGGCGCCCCCCUCCCACCUUUUAUUCCUUUCCCCUCUUUGUUUGAAGGAUAAUAUUUUGGAUUUUGGGGGGCUGCAGCCCCUCCCGUUGUAAAUAAACAGCGCCGUUGCUUCGU
Molecule: messenger RNA, 2512 nt
Organism: Zonotrichia leucophrys gambelii
Lineage: Eukaryota; Metazoa; Chordata; Aves; Passeriformes; Passerellidae
Gene: PHF23
Product: PHD finger protein 23
Exons: 5
Coding region: 70-1035 (321 amino acids)
Biological process (GO): positive regulation of protein ubiquitination; negative regulation of autophagosome maturation; negative regulation of autophagosome assembly
Cellular component (GO): nucleus
Source: RefSeq, a predicted model, not a curated record